AUGUGGACACUGGUGAUCGCCCUGUCGGCAGUGCUGGCCACUGGUUCGGCACAGUCCGCCACUUACAGAUUCCCGGACGGUUUCUUCCUGGGUGCCUCCACGUCUGCCUAUCAGGUAGAAGGCGCCUGGAAUGAGGACGGUAAGGGAGAAAGUAUCCAGGACAACUUCUUUCACAACCAUCCGGAAUACACAUCGGGGGAUACAGGAGACGUCGCUUGUGAUUCUUACCACAAGUACAAGGAGGAUGUGCAAAUGCUGAAGGACAUAAACGCGGACGUGUACCGAUUCUCGAUAUCCUGGGCACGUGUCCUGCCAACUGGGGACCUUGACGUCAUCAACCAGGCUGGCAUCGACUACUACAACAAUCUCAUCAACGAGCUGCUCGCGAACGGAAUCCAGCCUCUGGUGACGAUCUAUCACUGGGACAUGCCUCAAUCGCUGCAGUACCUUGGUGGUUGGCCCAACGAGUUGAUUGUCGAUUAUUUUGUGGAGCACGCCAGGAUACUUUUCGAAAACUUUGGGGACAGGGUGAAGUGGUGGACGACGUUCAACGAGCCGGCUGUCUUCCUGAGAGGGUACGCAAGCGCCAAUAUUGCUCCCGGACAGAACGCUUCUGGAAUAGGCGACUACCUGGCGACUCACGCAAUGCUCAAGGCGCAUGCGCGUGUUUGGCACCUGUACGACGAACAGUACAGGGCUACGCAGAACGGUAGCGUGGGAAUCACAUUUAGUUUCGGCCUUGAGCCCCUUACUAAUUCUACGGAGGACGCAGAAGCUGCCGAGAGAGCACGUCAGUUCGAUAUGGGCAUUUACGCUCACCCCAUCUACAGUGCGGAAGGGGACUACCCGGCUGUGGUGAGAGAGAGGGUGGACGCCAACAGCGCAGCAGAGGGGAGACCGAGGUCCAGGCUGCCGUCCUUCACACAGGAAGAGGUCCAGUACAUCAGGGGAUCGGCUGACUUUAUUGGAGUGAAUCACUACCAAACAGAUUACGUGACGUCAGGCGUGACUGGUAUAUCGCCGUCCAAAACCCGCGACUCCGGCGUCAUCACUUCCGUUUCUAGAAUAGAUUCCUCGGGAUUUCGAAGAUCAUUGAACUGGAUUGCUAACGAAUAUCCGGGAUACCCGAUUAUUAUAACAGAGAAUGGUCUGAAAGAUUUUGGUGGCCGUAACGACGUUACCAGGAUAAAUUACUUUGCGGAUUUUCUGGGAGCCCUCCUGGAAGCGGUGAACCUAGACGGUGUUCCAGUGAUCGGGUACACAUUAUGGUCUCUCAUGGACGUCCUGGAAUGGGAUUCAGGAUUCACGGCGAAGUUUGGAGUCUACGAGGUGGAUUUUAGCAGUCCAAACAGAACGAGGACGCCCAAGGAUUCGGCGGCAUUUAUAGCGGAAGUCUAUGGCAGCAGGCAGCUUCCGGAGCAGUAUCGUCUAUAA
Schistocerca piceifrons (Central American locust) is the source of this 1434-nucleotide messenger RNA. Its product is annotated as myrosinase 1-like. The transcript has 11 exons. Lineage: Eukaryota; Metazoa; Arthropoda; Insecta; Orthoptera; Acrididae. The record is from RefSeq and is a predicted model, not a curated record. Gene Ontology annotation, biological process: carbohydrate metabolic process. Gene Ontology annotation, molecular function: beta-glucosidase activity. Bases 1 to 1434 code for a protein of 477 amino acids.